AACACAGCUGGUUUUAAUGCAAUAUUUAUAUCUUUGUUAAUUGCAGAAAAUAGAGAGUAUUGAUUUGUGUUAAAUAUUAUUCCAUUUUAAUUCAACACCAAAAAAAAAAAUAAAAAUAAAAAUAAUAACAAACCAUAUUGAUCGAUACGUAAUGUCAAAUCCUUUUGGUGAGCCUGACUGCGAAAUUGUUAACGGUGAAAUUUUAGAAGGUUUUCUUUGUCCAAUCUGCCAUGAAGAUUUGAAAUCGUUGGAAUUUUUAACAGAGCAUUUUGAAAAAACACACGCUGAGGAGCAAGAUGUCUUAAAAUCUAUAUUCAAAGACAUUUUCAGCAAAGCGAAAAAGAAAAUUAAACUAAACCUCGACGAAAAAUUUGAUUUCAGUCGAAAUUCCGAUAAAAGUAUUGCUCUUACAAGUCGUAUUGAGGAAACUACAGUCUCAACUACGAAUGUACGUACACGUUUGAAUAUUUAUAAUUUUAUGGAUCAACAGAAAGAAGGAGUAGAGCGAUCACACAUAGAUUAUUUUCAAACAGUGAGAAACCCUCGUUUGGAACGCUAUGCCAGUGAAACAAAUAAAUUAGUAAUACGUUUACAUAAAUUGGUAAAGGAUAUGCCUACAGAUGCUCUAUUACGCAAAAAGCAUGAUCAAAAUAUUGUUCCUUGGUUAGAUGGUAGAUCAGUGAAAUUGUGUCCAAAUUGUGCCAAGAGUUUUCAUAUCGCCCGACGUCAACACCAUUGUCGUCUAUGCGGCAGUAUUAUGUGCCAGGAGUGUUCGAAAUUUUUAUCUCUGGCUUCUGCAAUGGAACUCGCUAGCUUGACUACGGCCUAUAGUGAUUCAUCUAAACAACCAAUAAUUUCGAGUGGGAGCACUACUAGCGAUCUUCAACGAAAUGGUAUUCGUUCAUGUUCUCAUUGUUUUUGGUUGUUGGACACACGGCAAGAAAUGCAUGAAAGUCAUACGUGCCGUCCACUUAUUACCCAGAUUUACUUGGAAAUUCAGCAGCUACGUAAAAAUGUUACGCCCGAUAUUGAUAUGUAUUUAAAAAUUAUAGGUAGUUUGUAUGAAGGUGAAUCGAUUCUCACUUUGAGUGAUGCUAGUGCAUUACGUGGCAAAAUUGGACAAAUAGCCGAAGCCAUUGAUGUACAUAGCAAACGUAUAUUGAGCUUACCUUGCGAACAAGGCUCUAGGGAGGAAAGUUUAAAGAAAUCAAUUAGGUUAUCUUGCAUACAAUUGAUAAAAGAGAAAAUGUUAUCGUUGCCACCUUUGCCGCAAGAAGACGAAAUACGUAAAAUACAAGAUCGUAAACGUAUUGAGACCGAGCAACGCAUAGCUUCUGAACGUAAAAUGGCUAUGGAAGCAUAUGAACGUUAUGGGCUGGCAGUUUCAACAAACACGCAAAAGAAUACCGAAUAUGUGCAGGGGUGCGAUUUACGUUCUUUGGAUAACUGGAGUGCUCGUCCAGUCAGCACCGCUGGUAGAACCCAAAACAAUGAUCCUUUAGUAGAGCAAAUCAAUAUUAUAAAAGGUUAUAUUAAACAGGCAAGACAGGAUAUGAAUUUCGACGUAGUUGAAACCUUGGAGACGAAUUUAAGAGAAUUACAAAAAGAAUUCUAUGAACGUCAAAAACCUUUGAGACAAAGUAAUGAAACUGAAAAUAAUAAAUCUCGUAUGGAUGACCAUUAAAAGCUGUUUAACAUAUUUUUAAAUUAUUAAUUUUCGUUUUUGUGCUCAGGCGCUUAUGUAUAGGUUUAAGUAUACAAAUUAUUGAUUUAUAUAUAUUUCAAUGUUUACAUUACUAAUUAUAUUUGAAAGUAAUAAAGCUUGUAUGAUAGAAGUGCAAAAUA
Messenger RNA from Glossina fuscipes, 1845 nucleotides. RefSeq names its product rabenosyn-5 (gene Rbsn-5). The transcript has 4 exons. Gene Ontology annotation, molecular function: metal ion binding. Bases 152 to 1684 code for a protein of 510 amino acids. Lineage: Eukaryota; Metazoa; Arthropoda; Insecta; Diptera; Glossinidae. The record is from RefSeq and is a predicted model, not a curated record.